Pseudonaja textilis is the source of this 351-nucleotide messenger RNA. The record is from RefSeq and is a predicted model, not a curated record. NCBI's taxonomy places the organism in Eukaryota, Metazoa, Chordata, Lepidosauria, Squamata, Elapidae.
AUGCGGCACGUUUUCUCUUAUCUCAGCUCCGAGGUGGACUGGUGCGAAGCCAACUUCGAGCGCUCGGAAUAUAUUGCGGAAUAUUACAACUCGAUCAGCAACGUGGCCUUUUUCAUCCUGGCCCCCAUGAUGCUGUGGCUCAACACCGAUUACAUUGGCUAUCGUCCUGUGCCGAUCCGGGGCUUCGUCAUCUUGCAGCUUAUUAUUGGCGUCUUCUCCUUCUACUACCACAUGACCCUGAGUUACGCCGGGCAGCUCCUGGACGAGCUAUCCAUCCUUUGGACGCUCUGCAUCUCUUACGGCUUCUGGUUCCCGGUCCGCUACUUCCCGUCCUUCAUCAAAAACAGGUAA